Messenger RNA from Mytilinidion resinicola, 627 nucleotides. RefSeq lists its product as uncharacterized. The coding region runs from base 1 to 627 and encodes 208 amino acids. The record is from RefSeq and is a predicted model, not a curated record. NCBI's taxonomy places the organism in Eukaryota, Fungi, Ascomycota, Dothideomycetes, Mytilinidiales, Mytilinidiaceae. The transcript is spliced from 4 exons.
AUGACGGAGUUGGUUCGCGCCGUCAAUUGGCUACAGUUGGUUCGCGUCGUCACGGCAUCCCGUGACUACGACUUAGUUGGCUUGGCAGCUUAUAAGGAAGGAGUUGAGCGUGCCCAACAGCUUGUCGUGAACACUAUACAGCCGAGAAGGACAAUCCGGAGAUCUCAGCCCAGCACAACAGUCUUUUCCUCUUUCCGCUCGGACAUCCUGCGACCGGACGAAAUCAGAACGUCGCAAGAAUCCGCUUCAGCAACGUGCAGCCAUAGCGGCAGCACGCCUUCUCUCUCACGACGAGCCUCCGACUCCCUUCGGAAAGCAACCAGUUUCCGAUUCUCAGUGGUUGUCGAAGACGCAGCAUCAGCAAGCGCAAGCGACAACGAUACGGCAGGAAGCGCCUAUACUCGAAAGAAACAAACCUCUCCCUUCCAACAUCAUCUGCGAUCAACCCAUCCUGAGCGGAACUCUACUUCAGACGCCCUCACGGCCUCACCAGGCUACGGCCUCUGCAACCUCAGCAGGGACAGUUCGGACAACCUCAGCGUGGACAAUCUGCACAAGCCCCAGGCCCACAGGGAGUCUAAGUGCAACAUCCGGUGGCGGAAGGACAACCAGGACAUCCGUACCUAA